Molecule: messenger RNA, 753 nt
Organism: Protopolystoma xenopodis
Lineage: Eukaryota; Metazoa; Platyhelminthes; Monogenea; Polystomatidea; Polystomatidae
Source: the annotation of a GenBank genome assembly
AUGGAAAGAGUGCGACCCAGUUCUGACGGAUGGAAACGCCAUCCGCGUUCUCCAGAACCGAACAAAGUCUGGCUCCAUUUGACCGUGACGGGGCGAGCAAACGGGCGUCAUCGUCACGCGUCCUGUGCUCUACAUCAGCCUCGCCGUUCCGCCGCACGAAAGUCCGCCUGGCACUGGAAUUCAUCCGAUUGCCUUCCAGACAGACGGCAAAUGUGGAGCCUUCGACGUUGGCCGGAGGCCGUGCCGACGCUCCGACGCUCCGAGGCUGGCCAGGCGAGCGUCGGCUUGAAGGUCUACCGGGAGGCGGUGUUAAGCGAAAUCGACCGACCUACCAAAAUGACCCAAAACUGUGAUGGGUCGGCCGGCCAGCGCCGAACUGGCCUCAUCCGCAAAACUUGUGCCGACCGUCGCCAGACCCACUGUCCCGUGGCUCACUUGGACGCUGCCUGUUUGGACACACGCACACGCACACGCACACGCACACGCAUGCACACCCGCAAACUUGACAUGAGUGCAUUCGCUGCCUUACAUGGCAUCGAUUUGAGGAGUGUCAAGCUGCAGAGUGGCAGGGCCCAUCGGCAAACAUGCACUGGCUCAGAGCCCUGCCGGCCGGAACAACCGUCGCCUCUUCAGGUGGGAGCCACUCCCGAGAGUGUGUUGACUCGGUUGACUUGGUUGACUCGGUUGACUCCAAGUCAAUGCGGUAGCCAGAGCUACUCGGAACGGUUUGAUUGGUCGUCCUUACUGACCUGA